CGCGGCCACGAAUUGGCGGCACUGCUUAUAACCUGAUCUUAGCACGAAGCCACGAGCAGCUUUAUUAAACUUUCAAAGUGUGAUCUGGCAUUAUCUGUCCCAGAAAAAAGAAUAAUUAACAGAAUUAUUUGUGAUCUGGCAUUAUCUGUCCCAGAAAAAAAGAAUAAUUAACAGAAUUAUUUUUAUAAAUAUGCUAUAUAUCUGUAUACUGUGCCUUGUUUAAUUAUAGUUAAUUGCGAGUUUAUCAAGAUUAAAGACUAUUAAAGUAAGUCAAGAAACAUGGCCAUGCUUGCAGAACGCCGGCGAAAACAGAAAUGGACUCUUAAUCCACGAGGAAAAUAUUGGACUGAUGACUCGAAUAAAAUCGGUCAAAAAAUGUUGGAGAAAAUGGGCUGGACAAGCGGAAAAGGUCUUGGUGUUAACGAACAAGGCAAUCCAGAACCUUGUCGUAUACCAUACAAGAGUAAUACAACUGGUAUUGGAUAUGAUAAGAAUCCAGAGGCAUGGAUCGAACAUCACGAUAAAUUCGAAGAUUUUUUGCAGCAGUUACAGGAAAAUCUGGAUCAAGAUAUGGUUCAGAAGUUGGAAAACAAAAAUGACCUGAGUAAACAGUCAACGGAACUGAAAUCUAAAAAUCCAGCACGUGUGUAUUGUCAGAAAUUUGUACGCGGUAAAGAUCUAGCCACAUAUAAAUCGAAAGAUUUAGCAAAUAUAUUCGGUCGGAAAGAACUAACUGAUAUAGAGGCCAGUGUAGAAAAAAAUAAUAGUACCUAUGAAGAGGAAGCUGUUGAUACAAAAAAUAAUAAAUAUGGAAUUGUCACAAUUAACGGUGGUAGUAUGACUGAUUACUUUAAAUCUAAAUUAAAUGGCAAACCAACUUGCGAUAAGAGUUUGGCCAGUAAUAUGACUGAUAAUGAAACGACUGACUCCCAAAAUGGGAACGAACGAGUAGGGUUUGGAUUUGCACCGAAAAUAGAUAAAACGUCAACUAAAUGUGAAGUAUCGAAAGACUCUGAUGAGAGAAGCAAUUAUGCUUUUGACAAUCCUUGCUUGGGAUGGAAUAGUCCUGUAGACUCUACAUUUAAUACUGAUGGCACUACCAAAAAAUCUGGGGAAAAAAGAAAAAACGGAUUUCAAAAUGCUGGUUUGCACCUCGACGAAACGAACAGGCACGACGUACGAAAGAAAUUAAAAGCUGAAAUUACUGAUAGUGGCUGUAAAAAUGCUUUCACAAAUUCAGCUUUAAAUUUAGAUACGGAAUCUGAAGGAAAUUGUAACGGCAAAGAAUUCGAAAUAUCUAGAUCGGAGUUUGGUUUAGAGAAUUGUGGCUUAGAUCUGACGGAUGAGAAAAGCGACAAGAAACGAGUAACAUUUAGUGAUCACAUUAUGAUGUACGAAUACAACAUAGAUUCUUCCAAGAAGAAAAAGAAGGAACAAACUAAGUUGGAUAAAUUUGAAGUUGAAAAUAAAAGGCAUAAGAAGAAACGAAAACACGAGAGCAUUGCGACUCCUGUCUCAGAUGGGUGUAUUAACGAAGCAUUAGAUAUAGAAACCUUUUGCGACGAAAUUAAUGAUAACGAAUUGAAUGAACACCGAAGUAAAAGGAUUAAGAAAAGAAAAAUCUGUAAAAUAUCUCGUUUAGAAACAAUACAGGAAUCACCGGAACAGGAAAAGGAAAUAAAUGACAUGAAAACGGAACCAGAAGUUAUUACUUUGGAAAACGAGAAAACAGAUAUCGUGGAUCAAAAAUCAAAGAAAAAGAAGAAGGUCAAAGUUGAAGAAAUAAUUGAAGAACCAAAUAUAAAAAUUGAAAAAACAAAUAGAAAUAAAAAGCUGAAGAGAGAUAAGAACAAGGAAGGAGAAAUACUAACUUCAAAAAAAUGUAAAAAGAAGAAAGACAAAUGUAAUAAAGAAAACUGCAAAGCCAAAUUCAAAUCUACCGUACAAACUGAAAUAAGUGUUGAUAAAAUAAAUAUCGAUAUAUUAGAGAAGCCGAACAUGAAACAGCAACAGAUUGAUCAUUCAGCCGAAAUUGAAGACAAGAAUACAACAGGAAUUGAAACAUUACCAGUUGUUACACUUGAAGCACAAGAUAUCAAACGAAAGAAGAAAAAGAAGAGCAUUGACACGGAAGAUUGUCUGAAGAAUGAAAUGAGCCGCGUACGUAAUGUUGAUAGAGAAAUUUCUGAUAAGGAAAAUGCUGAUAAAAGUCAAGAUCCGCAAGUUACGCAAAAAUUAGGGAGGAAAGAUAAGAAACGUAAGAAAUCGAAAGAUAUGAAUGUAUCCGACAUCGGAGAUUCCUCCUGUAACAUAGAAGUCGCGGAUGUAAACACUACCAAAGAGGAAAAAAUAGAAAAAGCGGAAUUUGUUGAUACCUCAUCAAAAAGAAAUAAAAUAAUUGACGCUAUUGAUGGCAUAAUUCAUAGUCAGUCGAGUGUAAAAGCAAGAGUGUCUAAAAAAAUGUUGAUGACUCUUUUUCCACAAUAAUUCAGGUCAGGUUUUCCAGAUUCUAAGUCUACCAUGUAAAGGAAUACUAAAUGCUAGCUAGAAUAAGUACAACAAUUGUUUCGUAUCAUUUGCGAGAGUAUGUGAUACUUUGUGAUGAAGAUUGCGUAUCUAAUGCUUAAUGAUUUAAAAAUGUCCAUACAUAUAUAUAUUUCUACAAGCAAGCACAAUCUUUAAUAUAACUUCAAUCAAUAUUUAUAUCUAAAUUAUAUAUCUAUAUAUUUAUAUAAGCU
Molecule: messenger RNA, 2738 nt
Organism: Ooceraea biroi (clonal raider ant)
Lineage: Eukaryota; Metazoa; Arthropoda; Insecta; Hymenoptera; Formicidae
Cellular component (GO): nucleolus
Molecular function (GO): nucleic acid binding; telomerase inhibitor activity
Source: RefSeq, a predicted model, not a curated record